Messenger RNA from Myxocyprinus asiaticus (Chinese sucker), 1107 nucleotides. Its product is annotated as mast cell protease 3-like. Gene Ontology annotation, biological process: proteolysis. The transcript has 5 exons. Bases 24 to 773 code for a protein of 249 amino acids. The record is from RefSeq and is a predicted model, not a curated record. Gene Ontology annotation, molecular function: serine-type endopeptidase activity. NCBI's taxonomy places the organism in Eukaryota, Metazoa, Chordata, Actinopteri, Cypriniformes, Catostomidae.
GUUCACUGAUUGUCUUCUUCAUCAUGACUAUCAUCUCUCUGCUCCUGCUCGCCACUCUGCUGCCUAACCUGAGCUUCACUGCCCGUAUAGUGUAUGGCAAGGAAGAACAACCCCACUCUAGACCUUACAUGGUUUCUCUACAGUACUACGGAUACCAUAUCUGCGGUGGAUUCCUCAUUUCUGAUGAGUUUGUUAUGACUGCCGCACACUGCAGGCCAAAUAAUGAGAUUCUGACAGCUGUAGUAGGCGCACAUGAUCUAACAAACUGGAGGGAGAAUUCUGUCCGCAUCGGAGUGAAGUCUUACCACAAGCACCCAUUCUUUUUUGAAGAUCCUGUUUGGAACGACAUUAUGCUUUUGAGGCUAGAGAAAGGAGUCAAGCAAGAUGAAAAUGUCAAGUGGAUAUCCAUAGCGAAGAAAGAAGAAAAAGUGAAUUCAAGUUCUGUUUGCAGUGUCGCAGGGUGGGGAAGACUGAGCACAACAGGCCCAGUGAGCGAUCGGCUCAUGGAGACGGAUGUAAAAAUCAUGAACAGCAUAGAAUGUGCUGAUAGAUGGGGGUGGAAGUACUCACCUUCACAGAUGAUGUGUGCAUAUGGCGAUGGAGGAAGCUGUAAGGGUGAUUCAGGGGGUCCCUUGGUUUGUGGAGAUACUGCAGUUGGGGUUACAUCUUUUGGUAGUAGAUUUGUCUGCAAUUCACUGCAGUUCCCUAAUGUUUAUACUAAGAUUUCAGCAUUUCUUCCAUGGAUCCACUCCACAAUGGGAAAUGUUGAGUGACUUUUUUUGAUAAUGAAAUAGAAGGAAGUGUUUUUACCUGAAUUCUCCCAUAAAUCUUCUUUCAAUAAAAGUAUAAUAUCGAGCAUCAGUAGUCAAAGGGUUCUUGUUGUCAUAACUCCAUGUAACCACAAUGUUAUGUACUUAUUAUUAUGCAAGAAUUGCAUGGCAUAAAAUAUGUAAAAAUGUAAAUUUUUUGUUUUCUCCUACUGUUUGUUUUAAAACUUGCAGCACCAUUUUGGUUGCUUGGAUUGCCACACAAAAAUCCUAUUGUGCUUUCAAGGAAAUAUACAGUAUAUACAGAACAUAUAUAUAUAUACAGUAUACAUAUACUAAA